Molecule: messenger RNA, 4196 nt
Organism: Telopea speciosissima
Lineage: Eukaryota; Viridiplantae; Streptophyta; Magnoliopsida; Proteales; Proteaceae
Product: lysine-specific demethylase JMJ18-like
Exons: 12
Coding region: 271-3942 (1223 amino acids)
Biological process (GO): chromatin remodeling
Cellular component (GO): nucleus
Molecular function (GO): histone H3K4me/H3K4me2/H3K4me3 demethylase activity
Source: RefSeq, a predicted model, not a curated record
UCAUCUGCACCAUUAAACUUGAUUUAGGUUUAUAUGGACGUAUUUUAACUUUUUUGGAUAUCCGUUUAAUUCAUUGCGUUAUAUUUGAGAACUUGUGGUGGGACGGAUGACCAAAAUUGGAAUCACAGAUCUGAACGGAAACUAUUAAUUGGGCGGAGAAUUCUAUGCCCUAUAGCUGUAGAUUUAUAAACUUAAGAAACCCUAUUUGUGGUUCAUUGUUAGAAGAGUUAGAGAUCCAUCUUCUGGUUUUGAAGUUUUGAGUUUCGAGGGAUGGGUUUGCGUAAGCCUCGUAGAAGAAAGAUGUAUGGGUUCAGUCAAUUCUCAAUGGGAACAGAAUGUGUCCAGGGUUGCUUAAAAGAAGAACAUCCUGGAAUCUUGAGUCAUGAAAGGUUUCAGCACGAUACUCCCUCUAGCAUAAGUAGGGGAUCAAAUGCUGCUUCAAUAGUUUCAAGCAGUAAUGUCAUGGAAGCGACUAACGAUGCACAACAGGUAAAAAUGGGUAUUCAGCCUAGAAAUUGUAAGGAAGUGAAGGUUAAGCGGUCUCUUCAGCAUAAAAACUGGGUGGAUUAUGGGCUAUUCAGUAUUAGUUCUGAAGAGAAAUCUGAUUGUGAAAAGUCCAUGAAGGAACGAACGAUGAGAUGCACCCAGCAAACUGAUGGCACCAUCGAAUGCUCAGGCAGUCCUCGAAGUCAAAAGGUAUUUACUGGAUGGCAUCCAGAAGAAGCAUGCAGGCCAAUCAUUGAGGAUGCUCCUGUUUUUUAUCCCAAUGAAGAGGAAUUUGAAGAUACUAUUGGUUACAUAGCAAAGAUACGCAAGAUAGCUGAGCCAUAUGGCAUAUGCCGGAUUGUGCCUCCUUCUUCAUGGAAGCCACCCUGCCCUUUAAGAGAUAUGAGCAUAUGGGAACAUGCAAAGUUUUCUACACGUGUUCAGCAAGUAGAUUUACUUCAGAACAGGGAGCCCAUGAGAAAGAAAUACAAAAGUCGUAGCCAAAGGAAGCGCAAAAGAAGACGGUGUUCAGGGAUGGAAACAACUCGGAGACGGACCAGUUCAGAAGCUUAUGAAGCCAGUGAAUGUGUUGCUUCUGACAUGGAUGAGAAGUUUGGGUUCCAAAGCGGUUCAGAUUUUACACUUGAAGACUUUCAGAAACAUGCAUAUGAUUUCAAAAAGCAUUAUUUUGGAAUGAAGGAUGGUGAAGAGAACUUAAAUUUUGUCAGUGUUGAACCCAAUAAGAGCUGGGUGCCAUCAGUAGAGGAUAUCGAAGGUGAAUAUUGGCGGAUAAUUGAGAAACCAACGGACGAGGUUGAGGUUUACUAUGGUGCUGAUUUGGAAACCGGAGUGUUUGGAAGUGGAUUUCCUAAGUUGUCAUCCUCAGUAACUGGAAGCAACUCAGAUCGGUAUGUGGCGUCAGGGUGGAAUUUAAAUAACAUUCCUCGCCUACCAGGAUCUGUACUGUGUUUUGAAAAAGAAGAUAUUUCAGGGGUUCUAGUGCCAUGGUUAUAUAUUGGGAUGUGCUUCUCAUCCUUUUGUUGGCAUGUUGAGGACCAUCACCUUUACUCUCUAAACUAUCUUCAUUGGGGUGACCCAAAACUAUGGUAUGGAAUCCCUGGAAGCAGUGCUGUGGAAUUGGAGAAUGCCAUGAGAAAGCAUUUACCAGAUCUGUUUGAAGAACAACCUGACUUACUUCAUGAACUGGUUACUCAGUUAUCCCCAUCAGUUUUAAAAUCUGAGGGUGUUCCAGUUUACCGAGCUGUCCAACAUUCUGGAGAAUUUGUUCUCACAUUUCCGCGGGCAUACCACUCUGGCUUCAACUGCGGCUUCAACUGUGCGGAGGCUGUGAAUGUUGCUCCAGUUGAUUGGUUACCACAUGGACAAAGUGCUGUGGAGCUCUACAGUGAGCAAUGUCGCAAGACAUCUGUAUCCCAUGACAAGCUGCUGCUAGGGGCAGCUCGUGAAGCUGUACGGGCUCUUUGGGAGCUCUUAGUACUGAGGAAGGAAAGUACGGAAAAUUUAAGUUGGAAAAGUGUCUGUGGUAAGGAUGGGGUACUCACAAAGGCUAUUAAGAUCCGAGUUGAUAUGGAGCAUGAAAGAAUAGACUCUCUUCCGAUAUUUUUGCGGUCCCGAAAAAUGGACAGAGACUUUGAUUCAACUCAUGAUAGAGAAUGUUUUUUGUGCUUCUAUGACUUACACCUAUCUGCUGCAAGUUGCAAGUGCUCUUCUGACCGCUUUGCAUGUCUUAAACAUGCAAACCUUCUCUGUCCGUGUGAAAUAGGACAGAGAUUUAUUCUUUUCCGCUAUGACUUGGAUGAAUUGGACAUUCUGGUUGAAGCUUUAGAAGGUGAAUUGAAUUCUCUCAGUCAGUGGGCCUUGAAGAACCUUGGAUUGGUUACAGUCAAUCACACUGAUGCUGGCAUCCAUAAGCUCGACCACGCGAGUGAGGGAACUAGGCCUGAUUGUCUGGUGCAAAAGGAAAGAAGUUUUUCUUGUUCCCAUGGAAUGAAAGAAAUCCCUUAUGUUAACAAGACUCGCAAAUCUGAUCUUCAUAAUUCUGCAGAAGUAAUUUUUCCAAAAUGGAAACAGGGAUCAUCUAGUUUAUGCGGACCUUGUGUCAAGCCAGAAGUAGGGAAUGAGGUCUUGAAUAAGGGAACUCUCAUCAUGACAGAUGAGGGUGGACAACAGCAGGAGAGGUAUAUUGAUUUAAAUCUGGAGAGUCUGUGGGAUGAACAUGGAAGUGGGGUGCAAGAAAUGCCUGAUGGUGUUAAUAAUAAAAACUCUCUUAAUGUGGCUGAGUCCUGUCUAUCAGUGGUUAAGAAACAGAAAGUUCUUGGUUCAGAUGUAUUAGAAACCGGAAUAGUGGGUUCUGACAGUGGCGGAAGGUCCCAUUCUAUUCCUACCAAGUCAAUUUCUGAUUGCAGCUCGUCAGUCUCUCAUAGUCAUUCUGUUGAGUUAAAUUCUUCUUUUGUUCUUUCCAACACAAAUCACCCAUCAUGUUCAAGGGAUGCUGGACAACAGUGUAGUGGUAAUAAGCUGUUUGGAGUUGAUCUUUGGACUUCCCAUCUAGAUUCAUCUUCACCCUUAAGCACCAUCGUCAAAACUAACACUAAUGUUUCCAGUCCUUGCCUGAAGACUUCUCCAAAUGGACCACCAAUGCAAAAGUUGGAUUUAAAUGUCGAGGCUAUAAGCUUUGGAGCAGUUGUUCCCAGCAAGCUGUGGUGCAAUAAGCGCACCAUAUUCCCAAAAGGGUUUAAGAGCCGUAUCAGAUUCUUUAGUGUGCUUAAUCCAACACAAAUGUGCAGCUAUAUUUCAGAAGUCCUGGAUGCUGGCCUCCUUGGACCUCUUUUCAAGGUUACGGUUGAGGAAUGCCCAAGUGAGGCCUUCACCAAUGUCUCAGCUGAGAAGUGCUGGGAAAUGGUGCUAGAUAGACUAAACCAAGAAGUAUUAAGACAGAAAAUAAUUGGAAAAGGAUUGCCACCUUUGCACUGUUUGCAAAGCCUUGAUGGGUUUGAAAUGUUUGGAUUUUUGUCUCCACCAAUUAUUCAGGCUAUCGAGGCACUUGAUCCUAAUCAUAAAUGCUUGGAGUACUGGAACCAGAAGCUGGGAUUGGAAGGGGAAGAUUUGAAUAACCUCCCCACGGCGCAUUCUGUGGUUUUGGGCAACGAGGAUAAUGGCAAGGAAUGCCAUUUCAGAUCUAGUAUUUCUGCAGAGGAAACAAAACCGAAGAUCCUCGGUCUAGAUUUCAUAAAAUUCGAUCAGAAUAAAUCAAAUUUAGACAUCCAUUCUGUUGAUGACUUGCAGUCAGUGUUGGGAGGAUUGUUCAAGAAAGCAAAUCCUGAUGAACUGAAGAUGUUGCACAGGAUAUUCUACAGUGACUCAUGGAGCACCGAGUGGCAAGCGGCAGUUAGGACUUUGAAUCUAGAGAUGGAGAAAACUGUAAAUAAAAAAUAGAGCAGACAAAAAGAAAAGGAGAUGGCUACAAUUCUUUCCUGUCAGGUAAUCUUUUCAUUUACUUUUACAUCUAAAUCCCCCCCCCCCCCCACAAUUUUAUUAGGUCCAUUCUUUCAACUGCCAUAGAUAUCAUAAGCGCCUGUCUAGGACGCAUGAUCAUAUGGUCCUUUAAUCUGAUCUCAUUAACUGGUCAUAAUCCAGGCUUCUUGUAAAUUAGAACUAUGAAUUAGUGUUCAAAGCUAUUGACUUUUACA